AUGGCUAAGGACAACAAGAAGUCUAGAAUAGGGAGUUAUGAAUACUCUCAUCAAAGGUCGGGUAGUGGAAAUCACUCACUAUUUCAGCAAAGGUCUACAACCACAUCGCCUUCAUUAGCUAGCGCUCCGUCCCCCAUGUUUCAACAGGAUCAGAAAGGUAGGGCAUCAGGCUCUAAGUCACAAGGGAGUGCUUCAGGUAACCGGACUUUUCCAACUUUUCCAAAGUGUGGUAAUAGGGUUCAGUCUACUACUUCAGCAGCGCUAGCAAGUUACCCCAUUCAGCAGGGUGCCUCGUCUGGUACAAAUGGUGGUCAGCGCCAGAACAGGUUGUAUGCUCUCCAGGCUUGCCAGGAACAGAAAGAUUCCCCUGAUGUAGUCACUGUAAACUUUGGUGUCAGUCCAAACACUCUCUCAGAACCCUUCUCAAUCCCUACUCUAGUUGGUGACCUAAUUAUAGCUAAACGGCAUGACGUUUCGACGAAUACUAUGAAUGCAACUUGUAGAGCUUAUCAUAGUACAAACAAAGACAUUCUAGAAAAAGCAUUUGAAUUGGGAAAAAGAGGGUCAACUGUAGUUACUGCAAUGCUGAUAAAUAGUCAAACACUUAUAAUAGCAAAUGUGGGAGAUUCUCAAGCUGUUAUAUCCAAGAAAGGUGUUGCCGAGCAGCUAUCAGUUGAUCAUGAGCCAAACAGGGAAAGGGAGAUAAUUGAAAGCCAAGGCGGAUUUGUUUCAAACAUUCCAGGUGAUGUACCUCGUGUUGAUGGACAACUUGCCAUUGCUAGGGUAUUUGGAGACAAGUGCUUGAAGAGAGACCUUAGUUCAGAUCCAAAUGUGGCAAUUGAGCUGAUAGAUAACGACGUAGAUCUCAUCAUUUUGGCAAGCGAUGGUCUGUGGAAGGUAAUGUCCAACCAAGAGGCAGUGAACUGCAUUAAGAACAUGAAAGAGGUGAAAGCAGCAGCUAAACAUUUAUCAGAAGUGGCGAUUUCGUGGAAAAGCAAGGAUGAUAUUUCCUGCAUAGUUGUUAAGUUCUAGUAAAAGUAAGUCCUUUUCUAAGUAAAGAUUGGGCUGUACAAAUUAUUUUUGAAAUGAA
Molecule: messenger RNA, 1090 nt
Organism: Solanum stenotomum
Lineage: Eukaryota; Viridiplantae; Streptophyta; Magnoliopsida; Solanales; Solanaceae
Product: probable protein phosphatase 2C 58
Exons: 6
Coding region: 1-1032 (343 amino acids)
Biological process (GO): protein dephosphorylation
Cellular component (GO): nucleus; cytosol
Molecular function (GO): protein serine/threonine phosphatase activity
Source: RefSeq, a predicted model, not a curated record